CAAAAAAGUAUUAAUACUCGGCCGCAGCCUCCUCUACACAUUACAAACCGUUUUCAGCGGUCACCGCACUAUUAGCCACAGCUAUUGCUUCAUACCAACCGACGUCCUAAAGCAAGUACGAGAUGGCCCGUACCAAGCAGACUGCUCGUAAAUCCACCGGAGGAAAGGCGCCAAGGAAGCAGCUCGCUACCAAGGCAGCCAGGAAGAGCGCCCCGUCCACGGGGGGAGUGAAGAAGCCCCAUCGUUACAGGCCUGGAACUGUGGCUCUGAGGGAGAUCCGUCGUUACCAGAAGUCCACUGAGCUGCUUAUCCGUAAGCUGCCCUUCCAGCGCCUGGUGAGAGAAAUUGCCCAGGAUUUCAAGACUGACCUGCGCUUCCAGAGUGCUGCUAUUGGAGCUCUUCAGGAAGCCAGUGAGGCUUACCUGGUGGGUCUGUUUGAGGACACCAACCUGUGUGCCAUCCACGCUAAACGUGUCACCAUCAUGCCCAAAGACAUCCAGCUGGCUCGUAGGAUAAGGGGAGAGAGGGCCUAAGCAGCUACUUGUGGCUGUGUUAAGACAAAUUAUCCUAUUUAUCGUACUUAACCGUUUUGUGGCAUUUUUAUUUCUUGGGUGUUUUUUACAAGUUCUUUUUUGAAUUUUUGUAUCGUAUUUUAGAUUGGGACAAUUUACAAUCAUUCCACAAGCCUGAGAAUACUUGGUAGGUAGGAUGUUGCAGUAGGAGUAGCUACCUAUUUCAUCAUGGAUCAUUACUACAUGUAAACCACCAUACCACAUGUUCUGUUCUUUGUGUGUAUUGGGCAUCCUCUGGGAAUGGGAGUUGUCCUUUUAUGUGAGGAUAAUUCUUCGCAUCUUCCAUGGGGGGUCCAGGGUUCCCUCACCCAUCAACCAUUUACCACAAAAUGCCAGCAUGUCUUGCUCAACAGGUCUCACGGCAGUGUCUGUAUUGACUGCAACAGUUGAUACUCUACACUCUGUGACGAGCAUGGCAGACCUCCCUGUAUUUUUCUGGACUGCUUUUUACAUGUUUUUCAACAUAAAUCUUGGCAGCUACAUUUAAUACUAUUUAUGAAAAUGUUGUCACAUGUCUUUCUAUUAAAGGUCUCUAUGAGUAAA
Messenger RNA from Micropterus salmoides (largemouth bass), 1115 nucleotides. Its product is annotated as histone H3.3A. The transcript is spliced from 4 exons. NCBI's taxonomy places the organism in Eukaryota, Metazoa, Chordata, Actinopteri, Centrarchiformes, Centrarchidae. Gene Ontology annotation, cellular component: nucleosome. The record is from RefSeq and is a predicted model, not a curated record. Gene Ontology annotation, molecular function: protein heterodimerization activity; DNA binding; structural constituent of chromatin. Bases 123 to 533 code for a protein of 136 amino acids.